AUGUCAGGUGAGAGAUCCAAUUAUCAUCUUGCCUCUUUCAAAGGAAACUACUUGGAAGCUUUGAGCCUUGCUUCUUUUGGCCUUUCUCAUCAGUCAAUGCAAUCUGGAAACAUGGGCUCAAACUUCAAGGUAAUGAAGAGCUCCUUCAGUACAUUUUGCUCUUCGAUUCUCUACUUGCUCCACGCUUGCAAGCGUCGAGCAAGAAGUAGGCUCAGUUUGAUUCUGAGCCAUGCCUUUGUGGACACUGCCGUGAUAAAAAAUUUUAUCUCAUAUAUCAUCGAUGAGUGGAUGCAUAAAUCUCUUCCUGUAGCUGCUGCAAUUGUGAACGUACAAGAAGGCAUAUCUACCAUUUUCAGACUUAUCGUAGUUCACAUAGCAGAUGCCUACGUAGGUCGCUUCAAAAUCGUGGCAUGCACCACUUCUUUAUACAUACUUGGAUUGGUGCUGUUGAUUUUUGUUCAUCAGUCUGGAUCAUUUGGAUUAUUUGCCUCAUUGCUAAUAACAGUGGGCAUAGCAGGUCCAGACCCUACUCUCAAAGCAUUUCUUUCUGAUCACGUAAUCAAACCUACAGAAGCAAACAUAAACAAUGUUGUUAAUGAGGAGAAACUUGAGGCCUGCACAAAUUUGUGGUGGCGUGUUGCUUGGUCUCUGGGUGCUGCGAUAAGUGUGAUAAUUUUAUCACUUUACAAUCUUAACUAUAAAAUAGUUUUCAUAGUUUCAGCAGGAUUGAUGGGAGUUGCUUAUGUAUUGUUUUGGUCUGGCAUCUUCUUUUACCACCCCUGUAGACCAACUGGGAGCCCUCUUUCCAUUGUCUAUAGAGUUGUUACAGUGGCUAUGUUGAAAAGACAUCUAAGUUACCCUACUGAUAGCAAUGAAGUCCUUCUGUUCCCUCACAAUCCACUCUUCAGGUUCUUAGACAAAGCUGCAAUUCCUGAAACUUCCAAUCCCGACCAAGAAAGGCAGCAAGGCAGACUUUGCACAAAAGAAGAAGUGAAUCGAAUGAAGAAACUUCUAGCAUUGCUACCCAUGUGGACAAGCUUACUUGUCUAUGCCCUUGCAAAGGCAACAGGCUCCACUUUCUUUAUUGAGCAAAGUGACGGCUUCGAUCCUAUUGAAUUCUUUGGCUUGACGUUGCCCAUAAAUGCUUUCUCCACACUUGCAUCACUGGUAAGUUUCAUAGUUUCAUACUUGUUCAGUGCCUUGAUUCCCAAGCGGUGGAAGGAAAAUAAAGAAAAGCAUGAACUUGUUACUCUCUGGAGAUUUGGUCUGGGGAUGGUGUAUUCUAUAUUAUGUUGUGUUACCGCUUCCAAGGUUGACGAGGUUCGCAGAUGGAACUAUAUUCAUAAGAAGAUUAAAAUGAGCAUGUUAUGGCUAUUUCCACAGUUUACUUUGUUAGGAGUUGAAGGAACGGAAGCGUGA
Hevea brasiliensis (rubber tree) is the source of this 1419-nucleotide messenger RNA. RefSeq names its product protein NRT1/ PTR FAMILY 5.6-like. The transcript has 5 exons. Gene Ontology annotation, molecular function: transmembrane transporter activity. NCBI's taxonomy places the organism in Eukaryota, Viridiplantae, Streptophyta, Magnoliopsida, Malpighiales, Euphorbiaceae. The record is from RefSeq and is a predicted model, not a curated record. The coding region runs from base 1 to 1419 and encodes 472 amino acids. Gene Ontology annotation, cellular component: membrane. Gene Ontology annotation, biological process: transmembrane transport.